GAGCCACAGCCUUCUAUGGACAGAGAAGCAGUGGAGCGACUUUUUUUCGAACUUAUGGAAAAGUACAAUCAAGAGGAGCUGUUCAUUUUGGGCGCAGAACAUCUCCAUCAUAUCAAUGAGCUUGAUGAACAGUAA
Gongylonema pulchrum is the source of this 135-nucleotide messenger RNA. NCBI's taxonomy places the organism in Eukaryota, Metazoa, Nematoda, Chromadorea, Rhabditida, Gongylonematidae. The record is from the annotation of a GenBank genome assembly.